AUGCUUUAUCAAAGCAGUCGCGAACUUUUCCUCUUCUCGUCGAAAAGCCCUUUUCCUAUGGGAACUGGAGGCCCACUUCGAGGUCUUGGCAACGGAGGUACCGAAUUGUUGGCAAAUUUGUGCCGAGCGGCCCGGGGAGGAGGGAGUAAAAGUAGCAAGUGUUUUUUGCCCGAUACACACUGUCCCCACUUGCAAGCUGGUCUCGCCACAAAUCCGGCCUCAACCGAGUGUCUGAGGUCAACAAAUCGAGUCCUCAUGUCGACUCGCCCGGCCAUCCCGUAA
Messenger RNA from Protopolystoma xenopodis, 282 nucleotides. Lineage: Eukaryota; Metazoa; Platyhelminthes; Monogenea; Polystomatidea; Polystomatidae. The record is from the annotation of a GenBank genome assembly.